GCAAAAAAUUCAUUCGAAAAAUUAUCAUCGUGUCGCUUGGUUGUGAAAUCCGCUGUUGAAUAUUUAUUAAAACCUCUUAAAAGCUAGUGUUGUUCAAUUGUUUUCCAUUCAGAAAUAGACAAGAAAAUGUUUGAAGCACGCCUGAACAAUGCAACCACACUCAAGAAAAUCUUGGAUGCCAUCAAAGAUUUGCUUAAUGAAGGCACAUUCGACUGCAGCGAUUCCGGCAUACAGCUACAAGCAAUGGACAAUUCCCACGUCUCACUUGUAUCAUUGACGUUGCGUUCCGAUGGUUUUGAUAAGUUCCGUUGCGAUCGUAAUCUUUCAAUGGGUAUGAAUCUAGGCAGCAUGGCAAAGAUCUUGAAGUGUGCCAAUAAUGAUGAUACCGUAACAAUUAAAGCACAGGACAACGCUGAUACAGUAACAUUUAUGUUCGAAUCACAAAAUCAGGAGAAGGUGUCUGAUUAUGAAAUGAAACUAAUGAACUUGGAUCAAGAACAUUUGGGAAUACCGGAAACAGACUACUCGUGUGUGGUACGCAUGCCAGCAAUGGAAUUUGCACGCAUCUGUCGUGAUCUGGCGCAAUUUAGUGAAUCUGUGGUAAUUUGCUGUACUAAGGAAGGUGUUAAAUUUUCAGCAUCCGGUGAUGUUGGUUCAGCCAAUGUUAAAUUGGCUCAAACUUUCAACGUUGACAAAGAAGAAGAAGCAAUUGUGAUUGAAAUGCAAGAACCAGUUGUAUUAACAUUCGCUUGUCGUUACCUAAAUGCGUUUACAAAGGCGACGCCCUUGUCCAACCAAGUGCAGCUGUCUAUGUCGGCUGAUGUGCCACUAGUGGUUGAAUAUCGCAUUGCUGAAUUGGGUCAUAUACGCUACUAUUUGGCGCCGAAAAUUGAAGAUGAUGAGAAUUAGAUUGGUGGUGUUUGUAUCUUUCGGUUUGAUGUAUUGCGUACGAGCUCUUGAUAUAUCUCAUAUUUGUAUUUGAUAUAAGCAACAAUUAAAUAUUAACUAAUUUUAAGUAUAAAAGUAUAUCGAUACGUUAGUGUAUUGUUUACGUUCUAAAGCUAUCUUAAUAUAGGCAUUUAGUUUUGCACUCACAACAUAUAAUUACUAGAUACAUAUUUGCAAAAUAAAUUUGAUUUGAGUAUUGAGUACAAAAAGUA
Messenger RNA from Ceratitis capitata (Mediterranean fruit fly), 1160 nucleotides. It is a transcript of the gene PCNA, whose product is annotated as proliferating cell nuclear antigen. The coding region runs from base 127 to 909 and encodes 260 amino acids. The transcript has 2 exons. Gene Ontology annotation, molecular function: DNA polymerase processivity factor activity; DNA binding. Gene Ontology annotation, cellular component: PCNA complex. Lineage: Eukaryota; Metazoa; Arthropoda; Insecta; Diptera; Tephritidae. The record is from RefSeq and is a predicted model, not a curated record. Gene Ontology annotation, biological process: translesion synthesis; mismatch repair; regulation of DNA replication.